AUGAGUAACUUCAAAGCAAAGGACCUGCAUUUUGACAAUUCACAGCCAGCGUUCUUGCAACGCCUGCGUGGCCAGCUCACCAGUGGGGACACAGCUCGUCAUGAACACCCCAUCGCCAGGAACAAGAGGAUGAAAAAAGACGAUGACGAGGAUGACGCACCUACUUAUGUCAUUGAAGAGACAAACCAGUCACUAAGCAAAGAGGAGUAUGAUGCGCUUGUCUCUGGCAAAGAUGGUAAAGAGGAGGAAGAGACUGCCACCGAUGAGGUUGGCGAGAAGAAAGACAACGGUUCUAAAUCACAAUCAAAGGACAAAAUUGCCGAAGUUGGUACAAAUGCAAAGAAGCGCAAGGCGGCAAAGAUUAUCAGUGAAGACCAGAGCGAGAGCAAGGGGGAAGAAGAGACAGCUGUGGAAAAGCCGGAUGCUAAACCUGCGAAGAAGCCUAAGAAGAAGGCCAAAGCUGUCAAGCUUACGUUUGGCGAAGAUGAAGGUUGA
Molecule: messenger RNA, 495 nt
Organism: Alternaria burnsii
Lineage: Eukaryota; Fungi; Ascomycota; Dothideomycetes; Pleosporales; Pleosporaceae
Exons: 2
Coding region: 1-495 (164 amino acids)
Source: RefSeq, a predicted model, not a curated record